Messenger RNA from Egretta garzetta (little egret), 5879 nucleotides. RefSeq names its product protein tyrosine phosphatase domain containing 1 (gene PTPDC1). Gene Ontology annotation, biological process: protein dephosphorylation; cilium assembly. The coding region runs from base 2625 to 5132 and encodes 835 amino acids. NCBI's taxonomy places the organism in Eukaryota, Metazoa, Chordata, Aves, Pelecaniformes, Ardeidae. The transcript has 14 exons. Gene Ontology annotation, molecular function: protein tyrosine phosphatase activity; protein tyrosine/serine/threonine phosphatase activity. The record is from RefSeq and is a predicted model, not a curated record.
GCUGCCGCCUCCCGCCCUGCCCGCUGCCCGGCUGAGCAAUUUUAACAGUGGAACAAACUGGAAAAGAGGGGACUGUCUGAAGUACAGAUGGUGAAAGAGGAGAGGGACCACAGGUCACCAGAAAAAAUUAGUUCUUCAGCUGAAUAAACUGCCAUUAAUACCGCUCCUACAUUUGUACUCUUCGGAAGUGAGGGGCAACCCAGCAAACCUCUAACACCUACAGAUUGAUACAGCAAAGCAGCGGGCUGUUGCACUGAGAAUCCGGACCAUCCAAGAAUUAACCCCUCCACUGGAAUCAAAUAGGUACACAGUGCUAUCGUAUUAUCCAUAUGAAAACAACCAGUAAGUAUGUCAGUGACAGCUUCUCAAAUGCGAGCAGUUAGAACUUUCCUCCAAAGAGUAUGCUUAUAUUAAGAAUUUAAUUUAAUUAAUAUUUCUUAAUUAUCUGAAGCUGCUCUUGGUCUUUGGUCUUUAGGCAGCUAAAAAAAAUGCUAACUUCCUCCAUUUCCUCCUACAAAACGUUUUACCAGAUGCUCCAUUUUUUUAACACGUUGGGUUUUUUUGUGUGCUGACACAUAAAAAAUGUGUCCCUUUACUCGUAAUUCUGAGACUGUAAUUUUAGAGCCACUUCUAUAAUGACUAUGAACAAUGCAUGAUGAAACCAAGAAGCAGUGCUGCUAUUGGGGAGCAUUACUUGUGCAGGGGUUUUUAGCCAGGGAAUCUGUUGAUCUAACCAUGGAGUCAGCCCUGCCUUGAGCAGGAUGUUGGACUAGCUGAUCUCCAGUUCUUUCUGCCCUAAAUUUUCAGUGGUGCUGCAUACAGGUUGUAAUUCUUUUAAUUCUUUUAAUUCUUUUAAAUUUAAUUUUUAAUUUAAUUUAAUGACAGGCUUUAAUUCCCAGGAACUCGAGGCUGCAUUCUGCUGGGCCCCUUUGGUUAUUGCUGGGGGUCUACUCUCACAAACACCUAAGUGAAAGCCUCAUAGUGCACCCAUAGCCUGGCAUUGAGCAGUUCUUGUCACACGGGGACCCACAAGGACCAGUGUUUUGGAGGUUUUGAGCCCUCCAGUUCCACCUGCAGCCUGGGGAAGCUGUGAGCUCUCAGCACCUUUGGAACUGAAACUUCUACCAACAUAUUAAAGAAAGAUGUGCAACGUAGGAUUUUCGGCUCCACAAUCUGUUGAGGUUUUUAAGUACCUAAGGUACCUCAGCGUGGUUUCCAAAAUUGUGUACAAAUCUUUUGAGGCCCCAUUUUUAUUUAAGGAUUUUUUUUCCCCACAAACGUCCAUAUGUGUAUAUAUAAAUGAUGUUGGCUGUUUACUAAAAUGACUGGAUGCCGUUUAGUUCUUGCAUGUGAAUUUUUUUUGUCCCUGCAAGAUUAGUAAGAAACUAGAUGUGUAAUUCUAACGACUAAUUCAUUAAUUUGUCUCUGUUCUCAGUAAAUUAAUUAUUCUAUAGAAAAGUAGUUGGAUUCUUCUUCAUUCUGAUUUUUAUUAGCAGUAUACAGCAAAAAAAACCAGUGAAGUCCUACUACAAAAUUAUUUCUGAAAGUGACCGGAUUUAGUCCUCCUAUAUGCUCCAUCCCUCUAUUUGCCAAGUUAAGGCAGGUGUUUAGCUGAGGUGGUAUUUUUGGAAUUAGUAAGUUCGUUGGCAUCAGCCUUGAGUUGUCUCCUGUAGCUUGCUCUCCUUCCUUGUUUAACUAAUACACAUAUCCUAUCCACAGAAGCUUGCACAAAUAUUUUGUUUCUAAAUAAUUGGGAGGCAUUUUUAAUGAUGAGCAGUGAGUAGCGCUUAAUUAACGCUAGGGAUCUUUUAAUAAGGCAUGCAGGAAAGUGAUGGAAAUAGGUGAAAGCCUUUUUUUUUGUCAGCUAAUAUUUAGUGGUUGAAAUUGAUUUAGUAAAAUAGAAUAAGAUAUUGUAUCCUAUUUUAUUUAGCUUGUUUUAUUACUUUAUCUAGUAUUUAGUUAAAUCAACAAAGACUUUGCUUUUUUUUUUAGUAGAUUACAUCCUUUACAUUCAGAUGAACUUAUUUUUGUUACGAUUUUGAGAUAGUACUUUUAACGCAGUUAAUUUAUACUCAGUGUAAAUACUGCAAUGAUAUUCUAUGCUUUAUUGGGUGAGAAAAAAAUGUUUUGUUCAGGGUGUAGUCACAGAUAACAAUGAAACAUUUAUCUCUGAUUUGCUUUUCAUGGUGUUUCAAAAUUAACAUAUCAGUUUACCUGUGCUUAAUGUAGCUUCACACAAUUAUCUCUGUAGCUAGCUUAGUUGUCUGAUGCACAUAGACACACACAUAUGUAUUUACUUGUGGUUGAUGAUAAUAGGAAAAUUAGGUGGACAGAAAAAAAGAGGUGGAAGAUUCAGUUAUUAACACAUCAGGUUGGUGUGGCCUGUUUGCCUCAAUCCCUUUACAAUCUAGGUAGGCACAGAAAGCAGUUUAUGGGCUGAUUAUCUGCAUGGUCCGUAAGGCACUCCUCAUACUUAUGUUAAGAAAAGAUAGUUACCGGCUCCUCCCAGAUUACCAUCAGGAAUCCAAUUAACUACAGGAAAUACUGUGGCAACACCAUUCAGCUUCUCUCCUGUAAAAUGUGAAUUCGCUACGACGUAUUUCUUGUGGUUGAUAACUGCAGCAAUGAAGGGAUCAACAAUCACUCAUUCUUUUUGCAGGGUGACAGUUUUCUUGUUAGAAGAGAAUCAUCAUACAUGUGACUUCAAACUUGCCAACAGACUGAAAACAAGGAGUGGAGGUACUGCAAUGGCUGCUGGAGUUCUGCUGCAAAAUGAACUACCGUAUUCAUCGUUGCUAGAGAGCAGUCUCUAUCUUGCAAAUAUGAGUUCAGGAAGUUCAGGGCGUCCAACGGCAAAAUACACCAAAGUAGGGGAGCGCCUUCGCCAUGUCAUUCCUGGUCACAUGCAGUGCUCGAUGGCAUGCGGUGGACGUGCUUGCAAGUAUGAAAACCCAGCUCGAUGGAAUGACCAGGAGCAAGCCAUCAAGGGGCUUUACUCUUCUUGGAUAACAGAUAACAUACUGGCUACGGCUCGACCCUCAACAGAAUUAAUUGAAAAGUACAAUAUUAUUGAACAGUUUGAAAGAUGUGGCAUAAAAACCAUAAUUAACCUCCAGCGCCCUGGGGAGCAUGCAAGCUGUGGGAAUCCACUGGAACAAGAAAGUGGCUUCACCUACCUUCCUGAAGCUUUUAUGGAGGCUGGAAUUUAUUUUUAUAAUUUUGGAUGGAAGGACUAUGGAGUGGCAUCUCUCACUACUAUACUUGAUAUGGUAAAAGUCAUGGCUUUCGCCUUGCAGGAAGGAAGGGUCGCUGUUCAUUGUCACGCAGGACUCGGUCGGACAGUAUUGGCUACAUGUUUACAAACCUGCCGCUCAUUGUUAGAGCAGGUAGAUUUGUUGGAGCAGCUGAAGUGUCAUUUACUUCUUUCAAGACCUUUUUGGCCAUGCCCUUCCUGGAGAAGCCACCAUUGCUCCUGUGUUCAGAAACGACGGAACUCCUGGAGAUGCCAUGGUGUUCUAAUAGCUUGCUACUUGGUUUUUGCAACAAGAAUGAGUGCCGAUCAAGCAAUUCUUUUUGUCAGAGCAAAAAGGCCUAAUUCUAUUCAGACUAGAGGGCAGUUAUUAUGCAUCAGAGAAUUCACUCAGUUUUUGGUUCCUCUGAGAAAUGUAUUUGCGUGCUGUGAGCCCAAGGCACACACAGUGACACUGUCCCAGUACCUGACACGUCAGAGACAUCUGCUCCAUGGUUAUGAGAGCAGGCAUCUCAAACACGUGCCAAAACUUAUUCAUCUGGUUUGCAAAUUGUUGCUAGACUUGGCUGAAAACAGACAAGUGAUAGAGGCAGAGUUGUUAGAUAUCCCAGAUCUCUCAGCUGAAAUUGAAAAGACCGUUUCUCAGUUGGUGUCCACACAGCUAGAUAGAGAACUUGCGAGGCAGGACAGCGAUGCAUCAGACUCCUCCCACACCCCCUCGUCCACUUUCGAGACCCAGGAUUCUCUUUUCUCCCUGGGACAUGAAUGUGAUCCUCUUUGGAAAAGAAGGAAUGUUGAAUGCCUUCAGCCUCUUACUAAUCUGAAAAGGCGUCUAAGCUAUAGUGAGUCAGAUUUGAGGAGAACUGAGUUUCUUUUAGAACAAGGGGAAACCGCAUGGACAGUACCUGCUCAGAUAUUGCUGUGCAACAAGCUUAAGCAGAAUGGUGGUGAGGAAUGUUCUGCCACAGGCGAACAAAAGCCACAGCUGGAUUUAAACAAAGAAGCUUUAGUGCAUAAUACGUGUAUGUUGUGGAGUCAAGGUAAAUUUAAUCUGGAUGGACGAAAAGAUGGAUCCUCACUUUAUCACAGAAGGAACUCUACCAAAGAAGUACAACGCAGCAGAACCUUUUCUUCAGGUCUAGCAUCUAUCCACAGUACCAGGGAGCCUGGAAUGCCAAGGCAUAAUUUUACCAAUGAGACUGCUCAUAGAAAAGACCGCAAGACUAAUAUGUAUGGCAGAAGAGUCUAUGUCUCCGAGGACUCUGACUCUUCGUCUUCUUCUAAAGUGAACUUUUCCAUUGGAUAUGAAAGCCACGGUAGCAAAGAUGUGUCAGAGGCGAUUCCACACAUUGUUCUGCAGUCAGAAUUAAGUUUGGAAGCCCGAAGAGUUUUGGCAGCAAAAGCACUCGCAGAUAUAAAUGAAUUUCUGGGAGAGGAUGAAGUGAAGCAGAAGGUAGAAAUGUGGCAGAAAGAACUGAAUUCUCGAGAUGGAGCUUGGGAUAAAAUCUGUACCGAGAGAGAUCCUUUUAUCCUCUGUAGCUUGAUGUGGUCCUGGAUAGAGCAGCUGAAAGAACCUGUUAUAUCCAAGGCGGAUGUUGACAUGCUGGCGAAAAAUUGCACAGAAUCACAGGAUGUACUUUACUUGCUGCAAAAGGAACAGUGUCAGACUAUCCUUUGUAUUUUGCACUGUGUGGUGAACUUGCAAACACUGCCAGCUGACGUGGAGGAGGCCUUACUUGCUCGCGCUAUUAAAGCUUUCACUAAGACAAGCUUUGAUUCUGAAAAUGGACCGUAUGUUUACAACACCUUGAAAAUAGUAUUUAAACAAACACUGGAAGAAAAAAGAAAAAGACUUAAGGAAGAAACAGAGAAUCCCUCUUGAUUCCUGCACAGCUAUGCUGAAGAAUUAGAUGGACCUACCAAAUUAUUUGCAUUUCGCAGCUGUUGUAUUUUGUGCUGUCUGGCAUGGUUUACCUAACUUCAGGUAAUAGUAGUUAUUAAGAGCGCGUUUUAUUUUUUUAGAGGGAGUUUUAGUGACGAUUGUUCUAUCUACACAGUCCUUAAAGACCAGCUCCCACGUGACUGUACUGUGACGUUUGGUUUCAGGUACUAUGCUUUUCUGUCGUGAACUGUUCUCUUGUUUUCAGAUGUAUUUAUUGAUUUAGAAACCUCUGUCAUUAGCAAGUAACAUUAUUUUCAAGUUACACUAUUGCCAUAAGUUCAGUGCCAUGGUACCCAAAGGUUUAAUGGAUUGAGUUAAUAUUUAUGUAUUACAUAUGUUUACAUGAACAUUACUUGAUUUUACUUCGAAGAAAAUAAAUAUUGACUGAACUUACUAACUCCUUUUCCUUUUAGAAAUUUUAAAGUAAGACGAACAAUUUUAAAGUAAUAAUGAACAGAUCUUGAGGUCUGCUAUUGAGAGCGGAUAACUUCUUUUAGAUCUCUUAAAUAAUUGUCACCAGUGUGUUUCUAAAAGGUGUUGCAGCAGAGAAAUACAUGAAGUGUAUUAAGUUAUCAAGGCCUUAAUUUAGACUUUUUUGACUGAGAAAGCUUUAAAGUGUUUUUAACAGAAAACUGAUUGUGGCAUUUUAAGUACUUUGAAUAGGAGCAAAAUUUCACCAUAUUGGCU